AAGGAUUUCAAGAAACUGGGGAAAAUCUUUAAUUCUUAACAAUUUUUUGGUUUAUGAUCUGUGUUGUUAUUCAGUUACUUCCAUUUAGGAAAGUGCACUCUUGAAAUUUGAGAACAUCCCAUCGUUUGGUAAUUUUUGUACCCUUCGUUUGACGCUCUUUGCUCUGGCCAUGGCGCAGUACGAUCUGACACCCGUGUUAUCAAAGUUCUUCGACCGUCAUUUGGUCAUUCCUUUGCUGGAAUUUCUCAGCAGUCGUGAGAUCUACGACGCGACAGAUAUGAGAGUCAGUCGUAUUGAAAUCAUGAAGGACACGAACAUGGUGGAUUAUGUGAUAUCUGAAGUCAGGGAACUCAAUCAGUCCGAAGAGGUUCCCGAAGACCUGGCUAUCAAGCGACAGAAAGUGCUGGCCGGACUCGAAGAGAAACAGGUUGAAUCCGAAGGAAUUUUGAACUUCUUCCAGACAGAAGGUGUCAAGACAGCUGUCGAGACCAUUAACGACAGUGACCAAUUAUAUGAAGUUCUAGUGCGAGAACACGGCUUCCAACCGGAAAUGCUGGAUACGAUAUUCGAUUACGCCAAGUUUAACUUCGAAUGCGGUAAUUACAAGGGAGCUACGGAGUUUUUGGAUUUAUUCCGUUCAGUGGCUCCGACGAAUCAUCCCAAGCAGAGACCAGCUAGAUGGGGAAAGGCUGCUGGAGAAAUCUUAUUGCAGGAUUGGGAUACGGCAUUGGCCGAUCUCAACCAAUUGAAAACCGACAUCGAUAGCGUCAGUGACCGCGUAGCAAUUGUGGAAACUUUAAACGAUCGAGCUUGGCUUAUUCAUUGGUCAUUGUGUUUUUUCAACCAUCCGAAAGGCAAAGAUCUCAUAGUCGAUUGGUGUAUGCAAGAGCCUGAAUAUUUGAACGCAAUCCAGACUCUCUGUCCUCAUAUUUUGCGCUACAUCGUCGUGGCUAUCUUGACUAAUCGCCGCCGGAGGCAGCUCAUCAAGGACGUUAUCGAAGUUAUCAAACAAGAAUCGCCUAAUUAUAAGGACCCUGUUACGGAAUUCGUUACAAGCCUGUUUGUUGAUUACGAUUUUGAACGGGCACAGAAAAUGCUUAAGGAAUGUGAAACAGUUUUGGAUAAUGAUUUUUUCCUGAUUGGUUGUGUGGAGGACUUUAUUGACAGCGCACGCCAGUACAUCUUUGAGACGUACUGUCGCAUUCAUUCAAGGAUAAGCAUUCGGGAUUUGGCGGAGACACUGAGUCUGGAAUCGGACGAGGCCGAGAAAUGGAUUGCUAAUGUCAUCCGUAAUGCGCGUCUGGAUGCGAAAAUUGAUGCGGCUAAGGGCGAGGUCCUGAUGGGAAUUCCGGCUUUGUCAUCUUAUCAAAUGCUGAUCGAGAAAACGAAGACAUUGUCGCUGCGCACUCAGCAGAUGGUUAAUCAGGUGGAUAAGCGCGUAGGAGGCAGGACCGCUGGGACGUAUCAAGAGCCCCAGUAUGAAGUGGACCAGAAAGUGGGAUAUGGUUAUUAGUUUUGGUUCGUUUUGGAUUGAAUGGUGUAGUUGUAUUCAUCCAUUUUGUUCGCCGUACCCUUCAUUGUAACUUUAUUGUGCACGAGCUCGUUUUCACGACCUUUUGAUGGUAAAAAAGAGUACAAUAAAAAGCUAAGAAAGAAAAGUUAG
Messenger RNA from Paramacrobiotus metropolitanus, 1663 nucleotides. Its product is annotated as eukaryotic translation initiation factor 3 subunit E-like. Gene Ontology annotation, biological process: translational initiation. Gene Ontology annotation, cellular component: cytoplasm; nucleus; eukaryotic translation initiation factor 3 complex. NCBI's taxonomy places the organism in Eukaryota, Metazoa, Tardigrada, Eutardigrada, Parachela, Macrobiotidae. Gene Ontology annotation, molecular function: translation initiation factor activity. The record is from RefSeq and is a predicted model, not a curated record.